AUGGAUGACCACCAAGACAAGAUCGUCACUUUAGCCGACGGGAGAAAGGUUUCAUAUGCAGUUUUUGGAGCCCAGGAUAAUGAUGCACCCACUUUCUUCUAUCUCCACGGCUUUCCGGGGUCUCAUCACGAGGGUUACGUGAUUAGCAGCGCUGCAGCUCAACACGGCGUACGCGUCAUUGCGCCGACGCGACCAGGGUAUGGUGACUCGACAUUUCAGAAAAACAGAAGGAUUCUCGACUAUCCCAAAGACAUACUCGAACUAGCGGAUAUUCUAAACAUCGAAAGAUUCGCUGUAUUAGGCGUCUCUGGUGGCGGACCAUACGCUAUUGCAUGUCUCAAGGACCUCCCACCAGAUCGUCUGGUUGGCAUCGGCACCGUCGCUGGCGUCAUGCCAAUGUCUUUCUCGACACAAGGAAUGCUUACAAUGACACGACUUAUGUUCAACGUGGCGCCUUACGCUACAGGAGUCGUGGGCUGGAUCACCGAUAGAGUGUUGGGUAGCACAGCGCGAGACACCAAGCACCCAGAAAAGUUGGAGGAAAUGAUGGAUAAAGACAUAAGUGCCAGAUCAGCAAACGAUAAGGAAGUUUGGGAGACUCAUCCAGACUUUAGAAAGUCCCUAGAGAGAGCUACGAGAGAGGCGAUGAAGCAGGGCGGAUAUGCAACUGCGUGGGAAGCUCGAUUAUUUGGAAGUGAUUGGGGGUUCAAGCUGGAGGAUGCCAAAGUCGAGAAGGGAAAGAUGAUAAUGUGGCAUGGAGAUUUGGAUGUCAAUGUUCCGAUUGGGGUGUCUGAGAAGGCUGUGCAGCUCAUGCCUGGUGCAGAGCUGAGAGUCAUGAAAGGGGAGAGCCAUAUGAGUUUGAUGGUCAGGGUUGAAGAGUUCACAGUGGCUAUGAAGGAUAUGCUAUCGAGAUCAAUCACGGAGCCUAAAGCGGCCAAAUAG
Molecule: messenger RNA, 942 nt
Organism: Fusarium fujikuroi IMI 58289
Lineage: Eukaryota; Fungi; Ascomycota; Sordariomycetes; Hypocreales; Nectriaceae
Exons: 1
Coding region: 1-942 (313 amino acids)
Source: RefSeq, a predicted model, not a curated record